Messenger RNA from Gracilinanus agilis (Agile Gracile Mouse Opossum), 4636 nucleotides. It is a transcript of the gene STARD13, whose product is annotated as StAR related lipid transfer domain containing 13. The transcript has 18 exons. Gene Ontology annotation, biological process: regulation of Rho protein signal transduction; signal transduction; actin cytoskeleton organization. Lineage: Eukaryota; Metazoa; Chordata; Mammalia; Didelphimorphia; Didelphidae. Bases 1 to 4305 code for a protein of 1434 amino acids. The record is from RefSeq and is a predicted model, not a curated record. Gene Ontology annotation, molecular function: GTPase activator activity; lipid binding; protein binding.
AUGAAAUUCACUGGAAUGGAAACUAAGUUUGUUGAAGAGAAGCAGGUAUCCUGUUUUUCUUUGCUUGCCAAGAAUCCGGGGCCAUCAAAAGAUACAAAGAAUGAAGGAUCAGAUAGCCACCUCGGGGUCCUUACCAUUCCCUGGGGAUCUGAAUCUCACUCAGAGGACCUUUGCUCUAUUCCAAGUAUACCAAAGCAAAAUGAAUCAUCCUCAACAUACGUCCAGAUGCCUGGUUACCUGAGUAUUACUAAUGAGCCUAAAAGCCAACAAUUCUUUAGAGAUUCACUAUAUCCUACUUCAGAUAAAGCUGAAGAUUAUCUUUUCCCUCUCAAGAUAUGCCCUUCAUUACAUCUUCCAAGUGAGAGAUCUGAUGGUAAACCAGAAAUUGUUCCUGAAAUAUAUGUCAUUAAACAGAAACCCAGCACAAUCAUUUUUUCCAACAAUGAAUGUUUAACCCCUGCCAUUGACAGUGAACUCCACAUCUGUGGCAUCAUUGAUACAGAAGCUUCUUCAUAUGAAUCUGUGGAGGAAGUAGAGGAGGGGGAAGAUGAAGCUUUCCCACAGCUGCCACUCUAUGAGGAAUUUUUUAAAGACAUUCAAACAAGAGAAGUCCCUGAUGGCACACAAAAAGCACUUGGAUUUAUGGAGGAAGAACAUGCCUUUAAUGAAGGUAGUUCCUGUGAGCAUUUGUGGAGAGAAUCAAACAAGGAGGAAAACAAAGAAAAAGCAAUGAACAAAGUGAUACAACCCAAGGGCUCAGAGUGGUCAGACUCUAUGGCCUGUGUCAUGAAGAAGUUAGAGCAACUAAAUUUAGAUAUUGAAGAAGCUCUCAGUGCUGGCUCUUCCCCUUCUCAUACUCCUUCUUUCAAGAGGCGAAAAGAUCAGAGUUCAAAAAAACUGGAAAAUGUCCUUAAUAGAGAUCAUCAGAGCGAGGGAAUUUAUAGAAAUAAAGAGGAAAGUAUCCAGGAUUUAGAUUUCAUGCCAAACCCAAUGCCAACUGGAGCAAGACCAAAGAUGAAAGUGCUGCCUGACAAACAGGUCAAGGAGAGAGCUGGGUGGCCCCAGGAGUGGCAGGAGCGCACCCUAGAAGAAAUUGAAGCAAAAGAAGCGUGUGACUGGUUACGAGCUGCUGGAUUCCCACAAUAUGCUCAACUCUAUGAGGAUUCACAGUUUCCCAUCAACAUUGCAGCUGUAAAGAAAGAUCAUGAUUUUCUUGAAAAGGACCUGGUAGAACCUCUUUGCAGACGACUCAACACAUUGAACAAGUGCGCCUCAAUGAAACUUGAUGUGAACUUACAAAGGAAAAAGAGUGAUGACUCAGAUGAAGAAGAUCUAUGUAUCAGUAACAAAUGGACUUUUCAAAGGACGAGCAGGAGAUGGUCUCGAGUGGACGACAUCCACACGUUGUUCCCCCAGGCCAACAGGCAUGGAUCAUCCGGGGACAUCAGAAUGAAAACCACGACAAGCAGUGAGAGUGUCCUCACUGACCUGAGUGAACCUGAGGUCUCUUCCAUCCACAGCGAAAGCAGCGGAGGGAGUGACAACAGGAGCCAGACUGGCAUUAACAGUACUAGCCGAGAGGCAUUCGACUGUUCAGGACAGUACUGUGGGGAGACCCCAGUCAUGCUGGACUCCACUUUAGUCAGCAGCAGCUUCUUACAGAACUCCAAAGACAUUGCCAAUUAUACUUUUCACCCAAAGAAUGAGAAACCAACACGAACUAGAGCCAAAUCUUUCUUAAAACGCAUGGAGACCCUAAGACCUAGAGGGACUCCUGGCAAAAUAAAAGGAUCAGUAAGGACAGGUGGCUUGGUAAUAAGUGGACCUGUUCUCCAGCAGGAGCCAGAAUCUCUAAAGACCAUGCACUGUGUGCCAUUAGCAAAUGGGGAUUUCUCAAAUAUUCCCCAAGAAUCAGUCAAGAAAGGACUUCCAUUUUCUGCCAAGUCCAGCAGCGACAGCAGUCAAUCAGAAAAUAGCAGUAGUGGUGUGAGUACCCCCUGCUUGAAGGAUCGCAAGUGCCAUGAAGCCAACAAACGAGGGGGGAUGUACCUGGAAGACCUAGAUGUUCUGACAGGAACAGAACUGCAGGAAGUCAUAGACCAAAACCAUAAAAAUGAUUUCCACUCCCAGGAGAACCUGGUGGUCCAUAUCCCCAAAGACCACAAACCAGGGACUUUCCCCAAGGCACUUUCUAUCGAAAGCCUCUCACCGACAGAUAAUAGCAAUGGGGUGAACUGGAGGACGGGCAGCAUCUCUCUGGGCAGGCAGCAGUGCUCUAGUACAAAAGAACCGAGGCUUAUGGCUUCUUGUCACAGAGAGAGUAGAGUUAGUAUUUAUGACAAUGUCCCUGGAUCACACUUGUAUGCCAGCACUGGAGAUCUUUUGGACUUAGAGAAAGAUGACCUCUUCCCCCAUUUAGAUGACAUUCUGCAACAUGUUAAUGGACUCCAAGAGGUAGUGGACCACUGGUCGAAGAAUGUCUUACCUGAACUUCAAACAGAUGAUGCAUUAGUUGGGGAACCUGGCUUGUCACCCUUUCCAUCAUCUCCCAACCAGAUUACAUUAGAUUUUGAAGGGAACUCUGUUUCUGAUGGUCGUACAACACCUAGUGAUAUGGAAAGGGAUGGGACCUCCCUUAAUGACUCGGAAGCAACUGGAGUCAGAGAAAGGAGGGAUUCUGGUGUUGGAGCAUCACUCACCAGGCCUAACAGGAGGUUACGAUGGAAUAGUUUCCAGAUCUCCCAUCAGCCAACUCACUCCAUAACAUCUCCACAAAUCAGUAAUCAGACAGCUGGCCAGUUGAAUCUCCUCCAGCGAUUCUCGCUCCUUCGCCUCACUGCCAUCAUGGAGAAGUAUUCCAUGUCAAAUAAACAUGGCUGGACAUGGUCAGUGCCAAAGUUCAUGAAGAGGAUGAAAGUCCCUGACUAUAAAGACAAGAAUGUCUUUGGUGUUCCACUGAUCGUUCAUGUCCAGAGAACAGGACAGCCUCUGCCUCAGAGCAUUCAGCAAGCCCUGAGAUAUCUGCGUAGCAACUGCCUCGAUCAGGUGGGUCUGUUUCGGAAGUCAGGAGUAAAGUCUCGAAUCCAAGCUUUGCGGCAAAUGAAUGAAACCUUCCCUGAGAAUGUCAGCUAUGAGGACCAGUCUGCUUAUGAUGUAGCUGAUAUGGUCAAACAAUUCUUUCGGGACAUGCCAGAGCCACUCUUUACAAGCAAGCUAGGAGAAACUUUCCUCCACAUCUAUCAGUAUGUUCCUAAAGAUCAGCGUCUCCAGGCAGUACAGGCUGCCAUCAUGCUGUUGGCAGAUGAAAACAGAGAAGUUCUACAGACUCUGUUGUGUUUCCUGAAUGAUGUUGUCAAUUUGGUGGAAGAAAAUCAGAUGACACCCAUGAACCUGGCUGUGUGUCUGGCCCCUUCUCUUUUCCAUCUUAAUUUAUUAAAGAAAGAAAGUUCCCCAAGAGUGAUACAGAAGAAAUAUGCUACAGGCAAGCCAGAUCAAAAGGACCUCAAUGAGAAUCUGGCAGCCACUCAGGGACUUGCCCACAUGAUAAUAGAAUGUGACAAACUUUUUGAGGUCCCUCAUGAUAUGGUAGCUCAAUCUCGUAAUUCUUACAUGGAAGCUGAAAUCCAUUCUCCAACACUGGAAGACCUGGGAAAACAGCUGGAAGAGAAUGGAGGAAAUUUUCACUUGUACCUGGAACAUCUCAUCCAGGGGCUACAGAAAGAAGCAAAAGAAAAGUUCAAAGGAUGGGUCACUUGUUCAAGUGCAGAUAGUACAGACCUCGCUUUCAAAAAGGUUGGAGAUGGAAAUCCACUGAGGCUCUGGAAGGCUUCCGUGGAAGUAGAAGCUCCCCCCUCAGUGGUGUUGAACCGAGUGCUGAGAGAGCGUCAUCUUUGGGAUGAGGAUUUUGUGCAAUGGAAGAUUGUGGAGACGUUGGACAAACAGACAGAAAUCUAUCAAUAUGUUUUAAACAGCAUGGCUCCCCAUCCUUCUAGAGACUUUGUGGUUCUGAGGACUUGGAAGACUGAUUUGCCAAAGGGAAUGUGCACCCUGGUGUCUAUCUCUGUGGAGCAUGAAGAAGCCCACUUGAUGGGUGGCGUGCGAGCUGUUGUGAUGGAUUCUCAAUAUCUUAUAGAACCUUGUGGCUCCGGCAAGUCCAGGCUGACACACAUCUGCAGGAUUGACCUCAAAGGUCACUCCCCAGAGUGGUACAACAAAGGUUUUGGACAUCUUUGUGCAGCUGAAGUAGCCAGAAUAAGAAACUCUUUUCAGCCUAUUAUUGCCGAGGGUCCUGAAACUAAAAUCUGAACUGGUUGAGCAAAGAAGAGGAAACAGAAAGACCUUCUCAAAGUGAGAGAAAAAGAGAGAGAGAGAUUUGGGAAGCGUUUGACAUGGAAAAACUGAAGGGUGGCCUGAAAGCGCCGGAGGGCAGAGACGUCUGCAAGUCAUCUUUUGAAGAUGUCCUUGUCACUAAUAUGAUAUUCUUUUAUCAGAGCUUUUUAUCUCUGUUACUUAAAAUUAAAUAGAUUAUUAUCUGUGCAUUGGCUAAUUUUUGCUAUUUAAGCGCUUCUACGAAGCAUAUUUUAAAUUGUAAAUAAACUUCUGUGUAGAAUAUGUACAUAUUUGUGUAUAUCUCUAU